AUGGAAGUUGAAGUAAAGCUCCGUCUACCAGAUUCCACUUCCCACCAGCGCCUCUCCAACAUCCUCUCCCGCCACCACCGCAAGACCCAUUUCCAGGAAAACGUCUUUUUCGACGGCAACAACGCCGAGCUCUCCUCCAACCUCGCUGUACUCCGCCUCCGCUUCUACGACCUCGAUUCCCACUCCGUCCUCUCCAUCAAAGCCAAGCCCGUUAUCUCCGGCGGCAUCAGUCGCAUCGAGGAGCAGGAAGAACCCAUUGACCCCGCAAUUGCCCGCCAAUGCGUGGCUGAACCCUGGAGGCUGUUGCUCAUCAGCUCGUCGGAUAUAAUCCGAAGAGUGAAGGAAGAAUACAAUGUUAAGGAUAAUGGGCUUGUGUGUUUAGGGGGAUUCAGGAAUGUGAGAGCAAUAUAUGAAUGGAAUGGACUGAAAUUGGAACUUGAUGAAACGCAUUAUGGAUUUGGUACGUGUUACGAGAUUGAAUGUGAAAGCUCCGAGCCUGAAGUUGCUAAGCAUUUGCUCGAGGAAUUGUUGAAUAGCAAUGGGAUUCACUACGAGUAUUCAGAGGUCUCCAAGUUUGCAAUUUUUCGAUCUGGAAAAUUGCCUCUAACUUCUCUCUCUCAAAAAGCAGCAAAACUAGUGCUUUUGACAUUAUGGGCAUCCUUGGGGCAUGAAGUUAAACAGAAAAAGAACAGAAUCAAUUGGCACGAGAAAAAGAAAGCAUUCGUGGGCAUUGUUGUAGGAGAGCAGAAGCAGUUGAGUGAGGUGAAGAGUGGAAGUAUAUCAUCUGUUCAGUGUCAGUUAUCCAUAAGGGCAGCAUAA
This is a messenger RNA of Fraxinus pennsylvanica, 819 nucleotides long. The record is from the annotation of a GenBank genome assembly. NCBI's taxonomy places the organism in Eukaryota, Viridiplantae, Streptophyta, Magnoliopsida, Lamiales, Oleaceae.